UCAAAGUCGAGUUAGCCAGUCAUGCAUGCACGCUUUUGACAGACUUAAUGUAAAUCACAUCCACGUACGAUAUACUUUGCGAUGACUGAUUUAUCUUUUAUCGUUAUUUGUGUUUUCAUGUUGCAACAGGCUUCAGCUUGUAAAGACGCUAUAUCAACUGCAACGUGUGAAUAUUAUAGAGACUAUAGCCAGUGCAAAUUCAGUGAGUUUGUUCAAAAGAAUUGUAAAAAAACAUGCAAUUUAUGUGGUGCAACCGGUAAGCCAUUAACGGCGACGAAAGUUUUCACAACACAAAAGGGUGCCACAACCGCCAAACCACUUACAACGACAAAUGUUCUAACAACACAAAAGGGACAUCCAUCAUGCAAGGACAAAACUUACAACUGCCAAACCUUUAAAAAGAGAGGACUGUGCAUUCAGGAGUGGGUGAGGAGAAUCUGUCAACUAACAUGUGAUUUAUGUGGUGUGACCACGCCGUUCGUCAGAAGUACGCAAGUUAGAGUCACAUACACUGUCGAUCCUUACACUCCCAAACCAGGAAGCUGUGGAGUUUCAUCCGUUCCGGUAAGUCGAGUAAUAGCCGGAAAAUUUUCGAAAGACGGACAAUGGCCAUGGCAAGUAGCAAUGUUAAAGAGAGGUCGUUUCAACUGUGGUGGUUCUUUAAUAACACCUGAAUGGGUAGUCACCGCAGCUCAUUGUGUGAAGAAGCUCUCUGCAGCUGAUAUCAAAGUUGUUUUAGGUGAAUUAGACCGAGGUCAAACAAGUGGGAAUGAGCAAACCAUUGCAGUAAAACAUGUUAUUACGAAUUCCAACUAUGGAAAACCUCGACUCAAUAACGACAUCGCAUUGUUAAAAUUAACUUCACCUGUUAAAUUAAAUGGUCAUGUACGUACAGUGUGUUUGCCAAGACAAGAUGAGAAGGUUAGCGUUGGCACGAGAUGUUACAUCUCAGGAUGGGGUAAAACAAGUCAUCCAGGAUUUUCAGUGUUAAACCUUCGCCACGCUAGUCUUGAAGUAAUCUCAAACAAAGAUUGCAGUUGGAGUAAUUCAUUAUACGGACAAAUUACUGACCAAAUGGUCUGCGCUGCCAAUAAAGCACCAUACAAACAGUCUGGUUGUCAUGGCGACUCAGGUGGACCUUUUGUUUGCCAACAAACGGACGGCAGUUGGAUAUUACACGGUGCAGUUAGUUGGGGAUCACCUCAGUGCAAUGUUAACGACGCAAAGCCUGUAUUUGCAAGAAUUUCUGCCUUCCGAAAAUGGAUUGAUGAGCAGUUAUUAAAAUUUAAAACUUUAUAAUCUGAACGUGCAUUUUACUGAAGUAAAUAAAAAUGUACAAGUCAACAA
This is a messenger RNA of Hydractinia symbiolongicarpus, 1347 nucleotides long. RefSeq names its product chymotrypsinogen B-like. The record is from RefSeq and is a predicted model, not a curated record. The transcript is spliced from 10 exons. Lineage: Eukaryota; Metazoa; Cnidaria; Hydrozoa; Anthoathecata; Hydractiniidae. Gene Ontology annotation, biological process: proteolysis. Gene Ontology annotation, molecular function: serine-type endopeptidase activity. Bases 82 to 1299 code for a protein of 405 amino acids.